GCCCACCCCCCUGGGGAAAGAGGAAGUUCCCCACCUGCUCCCAGGCUCCGGAGGAGCUGGGCCAGAAUAGGAGGGUCCUGGCCCCUGAGGCCGCAGCGGCCAUGUCACGGCCAGGCCAGGGUGUGAUGAUGCCCGUGAACGGGCUGGGCUUCCCACCACAGAAUGUGGCCCGGGUGGUGGUGUGGGAGUGGCUGAAUGAGCACAGCCGCUGGCGGCCCUACACGGCCACCGUGUGCCACCACAUCGAGAAUGUGCUCAAGGAGGAUGCCCGUGGUUCCGUGGUCCUGGGGCAAGUGGACGCCCAGCUGGUACCCUACAUCAUUGACCUGCAGUCCAUGCACCAGUUUCGCCAGGACACAGGCACCAUGCGGCCGGUGCGGCGCAACUUCUACGACCCGUCGUCGGCGCCGGGCAAGGGCAUCGUGUGGGAGUGGGAGAACGACGGCGGCGCGUGGACGGCCUACGACAUGGACAUCUGCAUCACCAUCCAGAACGCCUACGAGAAGCAGCACCCGUGGCUCGACCUCUCGUCGCUCGGCUUCUGCUACCUCAUCUAUUUCAACAGCAUGUCGCAGAUGAACCGCCAGACGCGCCGGCGCCGCCGCCUGCGCCGCCGCCUGGACCUCGCCUACCCGCUCACCGUCGGCUCCAUCCCCAAGUCGCAGUCGUGGCCCGUGGGCGCCAGCUCGGGCCAGCCCUGCUCGUGCCAGCAGUGCCUGCUGGUCAACAGCACGCGCGCCGCUUCCAACGCCAUCCUGGCCUCGCAGCGCCGCAAGGCGCCCCCCGCGCCCCCGCCGCCCCAGCCGCCUCCCGGAGGACCAGCGGGCACGCUCGCCGUGCGCCCCAGCGCCACCUUCGCGGGCGCCGCGCUCUGGGCCGCGCCCGCCGCCGGCCCCGCUGAGCCCGCGCAGCCCCCCGGCGCGCCCCCGCGGAGCCCGAGCGCCCCCGGCGGCGCGCCCACCCCGGGGCAGAACAACCUCAACCGGCCCGGGCCCCAGCGCGCCACCAGCGUGAGCGCACGCGCCUCCAUCCCGCCGGGGGUCCCUGCGCUCCCGGUGAAGAACUUGAAUGGUACGGGGCCAGUCCACCCGGCCCUGGCAGGGAUGACCGGGAUCCUGCUCUGCGCCGCGGGGCUGCCCGUGUGCCUGACGCGGGCCCCCAAGCCCAUCCUGCACCCGCCUCCCGUGAGCAAGAGCGACGUCAAGCCCGUGCCAGGCGUGCCUGGGGUGUGCCGCAAGACCAAGAAGAAGCACCUCAAGAAGAGUAAGAACCCUGAGGAUGUGGUUCGAAGGUACAUGCAGAAGGUGAAGAACCCACCUGAUGAGGACUGCACCAUCUGCAUGGAGCGACUGGUCACAGCCUCCGGCUAUGAGGGCGUGCUUCGGCACAAGGGCGUGCGACCUGAGCUCGUGGGCCGCCUGGGCCGCUGUGGCCACAUGUACCACCUGCUGUGCCUCGUGGCCAUGUACUCCAAUGGCAACAAGGAUGGCAGCCUGCAGUGCCCCACCUGCAAGGCCAUCUACGGGGAGAAGACGGGUACUCAGCCACCCGGGAAGAUGGAGUUUCACCUCAUCCCCCACUCGCUGCCCGGCUUCGCUGACACCCAGACCAUCCGCAUCGUCUACGACAUCCCCACAGGCAUCCAGGGCCCUGAGCACCCGAACCCAGGCAAGAAGUUCACUGCAAGAGGCUUCCCGCGCCACUGCUAUCUGCCCAACAAUGAGAAGGGCCGGAAGGUGCUGAGGCUGCUCAUCACCGCCUGGGAGCGGAGACUCAUCUUCACCAUCGGCACGUCCAACACCACGGGCGAGUCGGACACGGUGGUUUGGAACGAGAUCCACCACAAGACCGAGUUUGGAUCCAACCUCACGGGCCACGGCUACCCGGACGCUAGCUACCUAGACAACGUCCUGGCGGAGCUCACAGCCCAGGGUGUGUCCGAGGCUGUGGCCAAGGCCUGAGGCCCGAGGCUGCCCACCUUCCCUCCUGCUUUGCCCCUGGU
Messenger RNA from Hippopotamus amphibius kiboko, 2002 nucleotides. RefSeq names its product deltex E3 ubiquitin ligase 1 (gene DTX1). The transcript is spliced from 9 exons. Gene Ontology annotation, cellular component: nucleoplasm. Bases 102 to 1961 code for a protein of 619 amino acids. The record is from RefSeq and is a predicted model, not a curated record. NCBI's taxonomy places the organism in Eukaryota, Metazoa, Chordata, Mammalia, Artiodactyla, Hippopotamidae. Gene Ontology annotation, molecular function: zinc ion binding; ubiquitin protein ligase activity. Gene Ontology annotation, biological process: protein ubiquitination; Notch signaling pathway.